AUGUCUGAAGAACAAAUAAAUUAUCUUGAAACAAUCAUUAAAAAAUGGUUAAAUAACGGUGCUCAAUGUAAUUCAGCAUUAAAACCAUAUUCACGUUCACUCGUUCCAACAUAUAAUCCAGGUAUUCGAACAAAACACGUUCAUCAUAAACAGAACCGUCAUUCACAUAAAUCUAAAACUAAUAAAAAAUCAAAUCAAAGUACAAUGAUUCAAAUGUGUGAAGAUUUUCUUUAUAAAAAUCGUAAAUUGUUAAAUCUAUAA
Molecule: messenger RNA, 261 nt
Organism: Adineta steineri
Lineage: Eukaryota; Metazoa; Rotifera; Eurotatoria; Adinetida; Adinetidae
Source: the annotation of a GenBank genome assembly